Molecule: messenger RNA, 2294 nt
Organism: Megalops cyprinoides (Indo-Pacific tarpon)
Lineage: Eukaryota; Metazoa; Chordata; Actinopteri; Elopiformes; Megalopidae
Gene: tmc8
Product: transmembrane channel-like 8
Exons: 16
Coding region: 39-2204 (721 amino acids)
Cellular component (GO): plasma membrane
Molecular function (GO): mechanosensitive monoatomic ion channel activity
Source: RefSeq, a predicted model, not a curated record
UGGAGCCUUCAGCGUACGCCGUCUCGGGAUCGUGAGAGAUGGCGGAGCAGGAACAAAGCGAUGUCCACUUCCUGCGGCUGGUGUCAGAUGAUGGCAGUAGCUCUGGCCUCAUGGCGGGAAUCACUGACUACCUGCAGACAGAGAGCUCUGAGCAGCUGCUCAGCUGUCAGAUGGAGCAGCAGCCUUGGGGGCACAGCCAGCCACUGGGGGGCGAUAGAGAGUGGCGCGGGGAGUGGGUGAGCGGGCACUACCUCCCCGCCCGAGACUGGGACCCAAACCUGCCUCUGAGAGCCCUGCCUAUGCCCAUGCAGGAGAAGAGGAACACCAGAGAGCGGCGUCAGCAGCAGCGGCGCAGCUUUGGCUGCUGGGAGUCGUGGAGGCGGAGCCAGCAGAUCGUGAGGAGGAGGCUGGGGGAGCAGGUGACCAGGGCACUGUGGGGCCUCCAGCCCUGGAGGAACACGCUGCACGCCAUCGAGGGUAAAUUUGGAGUGGGCGUGAAGGUGUACUUCACCUUCCUGCGGUACCUGGUCUACAUCAACCUGCUUCACUGUGUCUUCGUCGGAGGUCUGGCACUCGUGCCCACACUGCUGUUCGGAGGCAACGUGACACAAGGUUUUGGACAUUUCAGAAGCAAUGACUCUGUUCUGGAUUUUCUCUUGGGGACGGGCUUCCUGGAGCGCUCUCCUGUGUUCUACGGCUUCUACGCACCGGUGCCCCUGUACGGCCUCUGCCUGACCUCGCCCCUCCUCUUCCUCCUGGCUGUGUUGUCCCUGCUCGUCCUCAGCUUCGUCAUGGUGGUCCGAAGGACAGUCAUUGGCUAUAAGCACAAGUGGAUGCUGGGAAACCGCUACAAUCUGCACAUGAGCUACAGAGUGUUCUGUGGCUGGGACUUCUGCAUCCAGGACCCGGAGUCCGCAGCACUCAAACACAGCUUCAUCCGCAACGACUUCAAGUUGGACCUGGAUGAGGAGCGCUUCAAUCUUCGUGUGUCUCAGAGAACGUUCCGGCAGCGGGUGCUGCUCUACUUUCUGCGUUGUAACCUCAACUUUAUUGUCCUCAUCCUCCUUGCCGGCUCCUUCUCCCUCGUCUACUACGCCUCCAGGCGCUCUCAGGAAGAACAGGCACACAAGAGCGCUGACUGGAUGCUCAGUCUGCUGUUGCAGUAUCUUCCUCCGAUCACCAUCACUGCAGUGAACUUCGUUCUGCCUCACCUGUUCCGUCGGAUCUCCAGCUUUGAGGAUUAUUCCCUCACUGUCCAGGUCAAUGUCACCCUGGUCAGGAGUAUCUUCCUGAAGCUGGCCUGUUUGGGCAUCUUCCUCUUCUUCCUGUAUAGGCAGAAGAAGAUUGAGUGCUGGGAGACUCAGCUUGGGAAGGAGAUGUACAAGCUGGUGAUAUUUGACUUCCUGGCCUGUGGACUGAAUGCUCUCCUGGUGGCAUGGCCAAGAAAGGUGCUGCUGGAGAAGUACCCAUCAUGCCCCUUGGUGAGAGUGAGUGGGAAGCAGCAGUUCCUGGUGCCGUUCAACGUGCUGGACCUGGUGUAUAACCAGACGGUCACCUGGGUCGGGGUGUUCUACUGCCCCCUCCUCCCCUGCAUCAGUGUCCUCAAACUGCUGCUCGUCUUCUACAUCAAGAAGUUUGUGCUGUUCCGGUGCUGUGCGCCAGCUCAGCGCAUGUUUCGGGGGUCCCAGUCGUCCGUCCUGUUCCACUUCAUGCUGCUGUUAGGGCUCCUCAUGGCUGUGGUGGCUCUGAGCAUCAACCUGAGGAUGGCGCCCUCUGCGGGCUGCGGGCCGUUCCAGGGCAGUGACUCCGUCUUCAACGUGACAGCCGUGUGCGUGGACACCCUCCCUGCCCCGGGUCCGAGCAUCGCCCGCUACCUCAGAUCCGAGGCCUUCGCCCUGCCACUCAUCCUGGCAGAGAUCAUCCUCCUCACGUCCUACGUGUCCCAGGGCCGGGCCAAUCGCAAAGCCAUCGAGAGACUGAAGGACAUGCUGGUCAUGUGCAGUGCAGAUAAACGUUUCCUGGUGAAGAAGCACUCCACCUUGCUCAGAAGCCGCGCCCGGGGCCUGAAGAGCAGCGUUUCCGAGGGGACAGAGGCAGACAGCCGUCCUCUUGAGAUGAAGGACCCCUUGGGGUUCCAGCCCCUGCUGAUGAGGAGUGUGAGUGAGCCGUGUGGCACAGCCUGUCACAGUGCCUCAGACCGGUAAAGCUCAGCUCACAGCCUGUCACAGUGUCUCAGACCGUUAAAGCUCAGCUCACAGCCCUCACAGCCUGUCACAGUGUCUCAGACCGUUAAA